Molecule: messenger RNA, 1632 nt
Organism: Lodderomyces parapsilosis
Lineage: Eukaryota; Fungi; Ascomycota; Pichiomycetes; Serinales; Debaryomycetaceae
Gene: AVT1
Product: Avt1p
Exons: 1
Coding region: 1-1632 (543 amino acids)
Biological process (GO): amino acid transmembrane transport
Cellular component (GO): vacuolar membrane
Molecular function (GO): amino acid transmembrane transporter activity
Source: RefSeq, a predicted model, not a curated record
AUGUCUCUCCCAUCACAACAAACAACAGUGAAGAUCCCUAAAGAACGACGCCGAUCCUUUAUGGAUUACGGUGGCGCAAACUCGUUCAAUAACUUUGCUUCGUCGUUCUCCCGAGCGCAACAAUACAGUGGCUCAUCAUUAAUGGAACAAUUUGAAGAUGGACGCAAUGGUUUACUUCGUGGUUACUCAGAUCUGCCGUCAAAUAUACCUGGAGAAGAAGUAGCAAUAUCACCAUUGAAUGAAGAAGCAAUCAUUGAUGUUGAUGAUGAUGGUGGUCAGAGGAGUGGAAGAGGAUCAGAUCGAUUGGAGUAUUUCCAGUUUCCUAGCCCGGGCGGUGGUGAAAGAGAAGUUAGAGGCGAUAGUGAGAGUAUGAUUGAUGAGCUUACUCCAUUGGUCCCAACGAUAUCGAAGCAAGAUAGUCACAAGUCAUUUAUUUCACGAAUAGGCAGUUCCACUUUACCUCAAACCGUUUUUAAUUCAAUAAAUACUUUGGUGGGGAUAGGCUUAUUGUCGAUUCCAUUUGGAUUUAGACAAAGUGGCUGGAUAAUGGGUAUCCUACUACUACUAGGAUCAGCAAUGAGUACAAACUUCACGGCAAAAUACCUUGGCAAAAUCUUGAAGCAUCAUCCACAUUUGUUAACCUAUGGCGAUAUAGCAUUUGCAUAUGGAGGAAGAUUUUUUGCCAUAUUAGUGACAUUUUUCUUUGUGAUGGAUUUGAUUGGUGCUGCAUUGACAUUGAUUUUACUCUUUACUGAUUGCUUUGUCAUUAUUUGGCCUCACGUUGUUGGAUUGAAAGUUUUUAUAGUUUCAAUUGUGUUUUUCACCAGUUUGUUACCUUUAAACAUACUUUCUAUAUUCAGUUUGAUGGGAAUCUUAGCUACGAUGGGGAUCAUUUUAAUCGUUAUAAUUUGUGGCUUUAUAAUCAACGAGACACCCGGAUCACUUUUACAGUUUGCACCGACAACAUUGUUGCCAACUAAUUUUCAAAACUUGUUGUUCAGUUUGGGAAUUUUCAUGAUGCCAUGGGGUGGACACCCGGUAUUUCCCGAAUUGUAUCGUGAUAUGAGACACCCGCAAAAGUUUAGUCAUGCAAGUAACGUGGCAUUUCUGGUUACGUUUCUGCUUGAUUUUGCCAUUGGCGCCACUGGAUACUUGAUGUAUGGCCUUCAAGUCGAUGAUUCCAUAAUUAAGAGUUUGAUGCAAAAUGACAAUUAUCCAACAUGGGUCAACAAGGCAUUAUGCUUAAUUAUGGGGAUAUUACCUAUUAGUAAACUUCCAUUAGUUACAAGACCAAUCAUUAGUUCUUAUGAAAACAUGCUCAAGAUUGCCCCACGUUACAAUGCAAAAUCAAUGUCAAACAAGGUUGCUCGAGUGUUUGCCAGAUUUGUAUUUUGUUGUUUGUUAUUGUUGGUUGCAUUAUUGUUUACGUCAUUUGGUAAGCUCAUGUCGUUUUUGGGAAGUGCCAUUUGUUAUACUGUUUGUUUAACGUUACCGCUUUUGUUUUAUUUGCAAUUAAACAAAGCGCAAAUUGGAAUCAUUGAAGGAAUUUUGAUCAAAAUUGGCAUUGUCAUAUCUAUAUCCUGUGCUGUGUUGGGUACAUAUGCAUCCAUAGUCACCAAUACAGCAAAAUAA